Messenger RNA from Camelina sativa (false flax), 1083 nucleotides. NCBI's taxonomy places the organism in Eukaryota, Viridiplantae, Streptophyta, Magnoliopsida, Brassicales, Brassicaceae. The record is from RefSeq and is a predicted model, not a curated record.
AUGAUGAUGUCGGAACUUCCGGAGGAUUUGUUAGAGGAGAUAUUCUGCCGCGUUCCGGCUACAUCUUUGCAACGGUUACGAUCUACUUGCAAACAAUGGAACCUUUUAUUCAACGACAUGAGAUUCACAAGAAAACACUUCCAUAAAGCCCCAAGACAAUCUCUUAUUCUCAUGUUGAAGAAGUUUGGGUUUUCUUUGAUCAACAUCAAUCUCCACAGAGUUUUACCUAUAGAGUUCACUGGUGAACUUAGCCUAAUAAACCCUUAUUCAAAAUUAGAUCUCAUGAUCUCUCAAUACUGUGACAGUUCUGACGGCUUAUUGUUAUGCGUCAGCAAAGAUGCUAUGCUCGUGGUAUGGAACCCGUGUACCGGUCAAACCAAGUGGAUCCAACACAGAUUGAGUGGCUACAGCUACACCUAUGCUCUUGGAUCCUACCAAGACAAAAAAUCUGGCAAUAAUAGCUACAAAAUAUUGAGCUACAAGUUUUAUGGUGACCCAGAAUUCGAAAUUUAUGACAUUAACUCAAAUCUAUGGAGGAGUCUUGAUGUCACUGUGGACUGCACCUAUAGGUACAUUGGGAACGUGUCUUUAGAGGGAAAGACUUACUGGUUUGCUAGAGAUGAAAAAGAGACAACGCUUUGCCUAUUAUCCUUAAUCAGUUUUGAUUAUACAACAGAAAGAUUUGAACGUCACUGUCUCCCGUCUCAAUAUCAUGGUUACCAAAACGUCUCUAUAUCUCUUGUCGGAGAAGAUAAAUUUGCCGUGUUACUACAACCGAUAUAUGCAUUGAAGACAGAGAUAUGGGUGACAAAUAAGAUUGGCAACAAGACCAAAGUGUUGUCGUGGAUCAUCUUAGCGGUGGAUCAUUUGAAGGUGGAACUUCGUUUCCACGUAAAAUUCUUGGUAGAUGAGGAGAAGAAACUCUUCGUGUUUACUCAAUACGCAAAACAAAGUUGCAAAAGCAUGGUAUACAUCGUUGGAGAGGACAAUGAAGUUAGGGAAGUCGCUUUUGGAGACGAAUAUAGACCAUUUUUGUUUAAUUAUGUUCCAAGUUUGACUCAAAUUCAGCAAGGUAAUGAUUAA